GAACUUGUUACAAAAAUGACAUCGGUAACGGAAAAUAUAAAAAUGACAUUGGUAACAGAAAACAUAAAAGAUAAAGGCCAAGAAGAUCCAAUUAGAUGUAUAUUUUUUUCGGAAUUUCAUCCUAUUGUGGGCCCGAUGAUCACUUGUCAGGUUCCAGAUAACUUCAUUUCAAAGGAUAUUUUUGAUAAUGUCAGUGUUUAUAUUAUACCAAAAGCACAGUUACAACGUAGUACUAUCACAGUAACAUUAAAGGAUUACAAAAUCCUAGGAUUUCCAGUGAAAAUUGAUGACAAAAAGUAUGCAAGAAAUGCAUUUUAUUUUAAUUUGUGUUUUGUAUGUGAUGCAGAAGCUCGUACUGUACAUUAUGAACCUGUUGUGAAAAAAAUGUCUGAUUUUCUAAUGGCACUUGAAGUGGAAAAUUGUUUUUUAUCUGCUUCAGAAGACAAAACAAGACUGUCAGAAAUGCUUCAACAGGUAAUGCAGGAUUUGAACUUACACAAAAUGUGUACUUUGACAGAGGGGACAAUGACGUCCCAUUUGAAAGUCAUAAAAUUAGCACCUGAGCCGAAACCAGUUCUUGAUCAUCAGGUACCAAUAUUCUUGGAGGGCCGUGAAGCAUUUCAGACUGAUCAGUGGGAUUUAACUACCCAGCAAGUAUUGCCGUACAUAGAUGGGUUCAAUCAUGUAGCACGAAUAGCAGCUGAAGCAGAUGUGGAGAAUAAUCUGGUUAAAAGUUGUGUACAAAAUCUUGUUUAUUAUGGUGUUGUAACUUUGAUUCCGAUAUUCCAAUAUAGUAAUGUUUAUGCAGCAACUUCAAAAUUAAGAGAAUUGGCAGAAAAUACAAAAUUACAAGAACGAUGUAUAGCAUAUGCUUCAAAAUUUCCCAGACAACCUGCAUAUCUUAGGGACAUAUAUCGAAUGUAUGCAAGUAUGACACAUGGCAGUAGUAUGAGAGACUUGUGUCAACGUCUCAAUCCUCAAAAUUUAAGAAUCAAUGAAAGACGGUUAGUGCAAUUUGGUCUCAUUGAAGGUCUUAUUCGCAGAGUUUAUAAGUAUCCGAUAUAUUUACCAGGAUCUCCAUGUAACGAAGAGAUGAAGAAUAAUCCAGUUUAUAAGUAUUUUACAGGAACAUAUAGUCUUGAUGAAAUUUGUUGUAGUACAGGUCAAUCAGCCGCACAAAUUGAAGAUGUUGUUGAACGUGAUCCAAAUGUUGUUAUGUUAUGGAAAUAA
Molecule: messenger RNA, 1230 nt
Organism: Eufriesea mexicana
Lineage: Eukaryota; Metazoa; Arthropoda; Insecta; Hymenoptera; Apidae
Gene: Nprl2
Product: Nitrogen permease regulator-like 2
Exons: 8
Coding region: 16-1230 (404 amino acids)
Biological process (GO): cellular response to amino acid starvation; positive regulation of autophagy; negative regulation of TORC1 signaling
Cellular component (GO): GATOR1 complex; vacuolar membrane
Molecular function (GO): GTPase activator activity
Source: RefSeq, a predicted model, not a curated record